Messenger RNA from Ceratotherium simum simum (southern white rhinoceros), 3316 nucleotides. RefSeq names its product tubulin tyrosine ligase like 6 (gene TTLL6). Gene Ontology annotation, biological process: microtubule cytoskeleton organization; protein polyglutamylation. Gene Ontology annotation, cellular component: ciliary basal body. The record is from RefSeq and is a predicted model, not a curated record. NCBI's taxonomy places the organism in Eukaryota, Metazoa, Chordata, Mammalia, Perissodactyla, Rhinocerotidae. Gene Ontology annotation, molecular function: tubulin binding; tubulin-glutamic acid ligase activity.
UAUUUCCCCAGAGUCUCCUGCCAGGCUGGAGAGAUGCUCCAGUGCCUGCCUUUGGAAGGCAAAGAAGGACCAGAGUCAGAAAAGAGGGAGGACCAUUCCAUGGAAGAUCCGAAAGAAGUCGUCACCCUGGCUUUCGUGAGAGAGAACACUGGGACGCAAAAGGGGCUUCAGAACGCCCAGCAGCAAGGCAAGAAGAGGAAGAAAAAGAGAUGAUUGGUGAUCAAUCUAUCCAGCUGCCGAUAUAAGAGCGUGCGCAGGGCCGCCCAACAGUAUGGCCUUCGAGAAGGAGGGGAAAAUGAGGACUGGACUCUCUACUGGACUGACUACUCCGUGUCGCUAGAGCGAGUGAUGGAAAUGAAAAGUUACCAGAAAAUCAAUCACUUCCCAGGGAUGAGUGAAAUCUGUCGCAAGGACUUGCUGGCCCGGAAUAUGAGCCGCAUGUUAAAGAUGUUCCCCAAAGAUUUCCACUUUUUCCCUAGGACCUGGUGUCUUCCUGCUGACUGGGGAGAUUUGCAGAACUACAGCAGGUCAAGAAAAAAUAAGACAUACAUUUGUAAGCCGGAUUCGGGCUGCCAAGGGAGAGGUAUAUUCAUCACCCGGACAGUGAAAGAAAUCAAACCAGAGGAGGAUAUGAUCUGUCAGCUCUAUAUUUCAAAGCCCUUUAUCAUUGACGGGUUCAAGUUUGACCUACGGAUUUAUGUGCUAAUGACAUCCUGUGACCCUCUCAGGAUUUUUGCGUACAAUGAAGGACUGGCGCGCUUUGCCACGACCUCUUACUCCCACCCUUGCACAGACAACCUGGAGGAUAUCUGCAUGCACCUGACUAAUUAUUCCAUCAAUAAGCACAGCUCCAAUUUCGUUCGAGAUGCUCACUCUGGCAGCAAGAGGAAGCUCUCCACCUUCAACAUGUACAUGGAGAGCCACGGCUACAACGUGGAGCAGAUGUGGAGAGAUAUUGAGGACGUCAUCAUCAAGACCAUCAUCUCGGCCCACCCCACCAUCAAGCAUAACUACCAAACCUGCUUCCCCAACCACACACUCAACAGUGCCUGCUUUGAAAUCCUGGGCUUCGACAUUUUGUUGGACUGCAAACUCAAGCCCUGGCUGCUGGAGGUCAACCACUCCCCGAGCUUCUCCACUGACUCCCGGUUGGAUAAAGAGGUGAAGGACAGUCUGCUGUACGACACUUUGGUUCUGAUCAACUUGGGAAGCUGUGACAAAAAGAAAGUGUUGGAGAGGGAAAGACAACGGGGGCGAUUCCUGCAGCAAUGUCGUUCUCGGGAGACCAGGAUCGAGGAAGUCAAGGGUUUUCAGGCCAUGCGUCUAAAGAAAACUGAGAAAUAUGAGAAGCAAAACUGUGGAGGGUUCCGCCUCAUUUAUCCCAGUCUGAAUUCGGAGAAGUAUGAGAAAUUUUUCCAGGACAACAGCUCCCUCUUCCAGAACACUGUUGCCUCUAGGGCUCGGGAGGUGUGUGCCCGGCAACUGAUCCAGGAGCUGAGACUAAAACAGGAGAAAAAAUCCUUCCAAACGAAAGAGAAGAAGGUAGAGAUGCAGGGGGAAACAUCAGGCGAGCCAGCGAGAGGCAAGAGCGAGAGGAGCUGGCGACAGAAACAACAGCAGAAAUGCAAGGCUGCCACCACCUACGCCUCCAAACAAUAUCUCCAGCCAUUGACGUUAGUGUCCUUCAUGCCUGACUUGCUCUUGAGUGUCAGGGAUGCAAAGAAAAAUGAGACAGACAGCAGCCUUGACCAGGAGGCUCCCAAGAAGGAGGCUGGCCCUACUCCCCCCAAGCCUACGUCUGCGAGGCAUCACAGCUUUGUACCCGUCCUGAGGGAUUCAAGCCUUGUCAGCUGCUCCAGGCUGGAGCUCAGUAAACCCAUCUCCGGAAUCAAGGAAGCCAAGUCUGCUUCUACAAUGAACAUAUUCCCUGGCACCGUGCCUCUCACCUCAGUAGAAACCUCCCCUGAAUCCACUACCCAGGUCUCAGACUCUCCUGAGUCUCUGCCAAGCGUGACCAUGACUACAAGCUCUGAAUGCAGUAGCCCAGAGAUGGACAGGGUGGUCUCUUUUAAAUGCAAGCAACAUCAGAUCCCCCAGCACCUCAUCCAGGAGAAAAUAUCAAACAUUUCUCUGCCUACAAAAUCUCAGAGUUUGUUGGAGAGUCUGAACCCAAGGUGGACUUUGCUAAAGAAUGACACGAAGAAGCAGCAUCUGAUGUCAGAGCUAUUCACCAAGAUUCAACUGAGGGAGAAGCUCUCCUUGUUCCCAGCUCGCUACAACCCAAAGCUGGUGCUGAGUAACCAGUCAAAAAACCCCUCCCUGACCCAGGAAGCCUACUUCCACGGCCAAACCUCUGACAAGAAGAGGCAGUCGGAUGUGCCCUCCCUCCUCCUCUUGCAGAGUUCUCACAGCCAGGAUGUUUCUCUGCAUGAUCUGCUGGUGGUGGCCACUCCAGCCCGCCUGGAUCCAAGGCCUGGCAGAAGCCAUCCAGGUGCUAUGAGGGACCCGUGUAUACAGGAUAAGCAAGCAUACAGUCACUGCCUGAUCUCCGGCCAAAAAGGAUGUGAGAAGACCUAGGUAAGCCCACCCACAUUCCCUUAACGUGUUGGGUGCAUUGGCAGGCACUAUGUGUAUAUAUUUCUGGAACGUCGGGAGGGUAGGUGGAUGGAUGGAUUGAUGAAAACAUAAAGGUAAGUAGACAAUUAAGACUAACCUUAGUCAAAAUGUGACCCCCUUGCAAUGUAUAUUUCUGCUAUGACUGAUCUGUCCCCACUGCUUUAAGUGCACUUUCCCUCGUCUUCCACUUAUGGCUAAAAUUAGGACAGUCAGAAAUGGUGAUCCCAGAAGUAGAACCAUGUCAACCUUGAGGGAUUGAUUUCCGCACUUUUCAUGCUGUGUCAGCCUGGCCUAGGUCCAGGUCACUUGUCCCGAAAGCUGGCCCUGUAAUGGAGUGUACUGAGGGGACAGAACAACAGGACAGUGGAGCCUGAGAAGAUUUGGAAACAAAGACCUUUAAGCUUUGAUUCCACUAUGUGAAAGGACCAAAGAGAUAGCAAGGAGCCCUCUGUCAGAACUUGAGUGCUUCUGAAGGAAGGUGGUACGUAAAACUUAGGGGAACUCUACAACGUAGCAUUGCCUAUAGUAGAGGGAUUUAUGGUGUUUGGCUGCCUAAAGAAGAAGGCUAUACAUUUUAAUUAUCUCCCUCACUCCUGCCACCUAAAGCAGACUGUGACCAGAGGGACUGACCUGGCCCCCUCGUGAUCAGUAGCUCACACUGCAGAAGGGCCAGUGAGUAAACAUCAGCCCAUAGGCAUCA